Juglans regia (Persian walnut) is the source of this 1326-nucleotide messenger RNA. RefSeq lists its product as uncharacterized. Gene Ontology annotation, molecular function: nucleic acid binding; zinc ion binding. The record is from RefSeq and is a predicted model, not a curated record. Lineage: Eukaryota; Viridiplantae; Streptophyta; Magnoliopsida; Fagales; Juglandaceae. Bases 1 to 1326 code for a protein of 441 amino acids. The transcript is spliced from 2 exons.
AUGGAGGAACUGAAAGCCCUCAGUCAGCCUGCAUAUGACUACCUAAAGGUUAUAGACCCAUCACAAUGGUCUAGAGCAUGGUUUAACACAUUUUCAAAGUCUGACUUGGUAGUGAAUAAUCUUAGUGAAUGUUUCAACGCGUAUAUUCUGCAAGCACGUGAUAAGCCAAUUGUGACUAUGGUGGAGACCAUACGGAAGAAACUGAUGGCACGAUAUCAGUUGAAAAUGGAAGCAAUUAGUAAAUGGGAGAAUACAAUCACGCCUCGGAUAGUUGCAAAGCUUGAACUUAUGCAUGAUUUGUCCAUCUAUUGUACUCCAACGUAUGCAGGAUGUGGUCAGUUUGAAGUUAACAAUGCUGGUAGGCAAUAUGUGGUUGAUUUGGAAAAGAGGACCUGUUCAUGUUUGAGAUGGGACAUCACAGGUAUUCCAUGCCCGCAUGCAUACACAUGUAUUGUGUAUUCUGACCAAGAUCCCAAGGGAUAUGUGCAUCAUUACUAUAGUGUGGAGAUGUGGAGGGCAGCAUACGAGCCUUUAAUUUACCCUAUGCCAAGUGAGGAUCAGUGGCUCACUACCACAUACGAGAAGCCUACUGCUCCUGAGGUUAGGAAACAACCCGGGAGGCCAAAGAAACAUCGAAGAAGAAAUGAGGACGAUCGACAAGGAGCAAACAAGUUGAGAAAAACUGGUGUGCAUAUGACCUGUUCGAGAUGUAAUCAAGUUGGUCACAACAAAAGAAAAUGUCCGCGUGGGAACGCAGGCACACCCUCCUCCACUUCUGCAGCAGAAUUUCAAGCUCCUUCAUUUCCAGAUGAACAAGUCAUUUCACAACCUCCAAUGUCAGAGCCUUCACAGCCAACAACCCAAUCUAUGCAAACUGGGAACGCUCCACCUUCGUCGCUUUCACAGGCAACAUGGCAAACAAGUCCAACAGUGCAAACUCCCUUGUCAGAGACUUCGCAGGCAGGCCAAAGUAAUCAACUGCAAGUCAAUAUGGGUCGUGUAAAGAUGUUGGCCAAACGACCACCCAGGAGGCGGUCUGCAAGACUUGGGGGCCACCACUCACAGACUAGUACACGUAGACCUGUGUUUGUGGACUUAGACGUUGAUACAAGCAAUCCAGCACAAGGAAGACUGUGUUCUUGGGGCAAUCCUGGAAGGGGAGGCAUGCAAUUCAGAGUUGGUCAACUGCCACCCAAGCCCCAAGUGCCUCCUGCCAAGGCUAAUGCAUCAGUGCAAAAAGGGAAGAAUGUAGAGUCAUCUUCACGUGUGGAGAGGAUGAACGAAGAUAAAAAGGGGAAACAGAAGCGACCAAAUUGGCAAUAUUGA